CUGGGCGUCCGUAUCGAACUGCCUCCGGAAGCCGUCGAGCGUUGCCUGCGCGAGAUCGGCAUCGGCUUCAUGUUCGCCCCGGCCUACCAUCCGGCCAUGCGCUACGCUGCGCCGGUGCGUCGCGAAAUCGGCAUCCGCACCGUUUUCAACGUCCUGGGCCCCAUGACCAACCCCGCCGGCGUGCCCUGUCAGCUUAUCGGCGUCGGCUACCCCGAGGUUGCAAACAAAAUGGCCGAAGCCCUCCGGCUUUUCGGCGCUCACCACGCCAUCAUCGUCCACAGCGACGAUGGCAUGGAUGAACUGUCCCUCGGCAGUGAUACCGCCGGCUGGGAGGUGCUGGACGGAGAAAUCCGGCCUUACGUGGUACGCCCCCGGGACCUCGGUCUUCCUCAUGCCACCCCUGAUGACCUCCGCGGCGGCGACCCGGCAGCCAACGCCGCAACGAUGCGCGAGAUUCUCUCCGGCUCCGGUGGACCAAUCCGCGACGCCGUCGUGCUGAACAGCGGCGCCGCCCUCGUCGCGGGUGACAUGGCGGACUCCCUCGCCGAAGGAAUAGACAUGGCGGCCGCCUCCAUCGCUGAUGGCCGGGCGGCCCAAAAACUGGAUGCCAUGGUGACUUUGACCCGGGAACUGGCUCCGCAGGCGCAGUAG
Messenger RNA from Geodia barretti, 651 nucleotides. NCBI's taxonomy places the organism in Eukaryota, Metazoa, Porifera, Demospongiae, Tetractinellida, Geodiidae. The record is from the annotation of a GenBank genome assembly.